Messenger RNA from Pelmatolapia mariae (spotted tilapia), 930 nucleotides. RefSeq names its product ATP-dependent RNA helicase DDX54-like. Gene Ontology annotation, cellular component: nucleus. The transcript has 8 exons. NCBI's taxonomy places the organism in Eukaryota, Metazoa, Chordata, Actinopteri, Cichliformes, Cichlidae. Gene Ontology annotation, molecular function: RNA binding; RNA helicase activity; ATP binding. The coding region runs from base 1 to 930 and encodes 309 amino acids. The record is from RefSeq and is a predicted model, not a curated record.
AUGAAAGUGCUCAUCUCCUCAGCCCUUCCCAGGAGGGUGGCACGGAUGCCCCUCCAGUGGUUCUCCUUGGGCUCUCAGAACACCUACAAGCGGCCAAACCCCUCGCCGGAGUCCAUCAGACAGGUUAAAAACAUAGAUCUGUCCUGCAUGGGUGUCCAUCCAGUACUUGGGUGUGGUCUGGAAAAAAUGGAACUGGAGUGCCUUCAAAUAGUCGAUGCCAUCAAGAGCUACAAAUCCAAAGCGACCAUCUUCGAAAUCAACUCCAGUAGUAAGACACCAGCCAGUGAGGUGAUGCGGGCCAAACGCUCUAAAGACACUCGGCUAGUGGACAAAUUCAGCAAGCAGAGAGAGGACCGAGCCCUAGAAAGCAGGCUGCAGCAGCCAAUCAACCCCACCACUACUGCUGACUGUGACAUCACAGAAAAGGAUGAGAGUGAUCUAAAUGGGGUGUUUUCAGAGGUGGUAGGUGGUAAAAGAAGAGGUCAGCAGGAAGAUGGCGAAGAGCGACCAAAGACCAAGAAAAAGAGGCAGUCAGGCAAAGAUGAAGAGUAUUAUAUCCCUUACAGACCUAAAGAUUUUGACUCUGAGAGAGGGUUGAGUCUCGGUGGAGAGGGCAGUGCUUUUGAACAGCAGGCCUCUUCAGCUGUCCUUGAUCUCAUGGGAGAUGAAGGCAAUCGCCUUAACCAGCAGAAGAAAAUGAUGAUAUGGGACCGUAAGAGGAAGCGUUUUGUGAGAGAAACGGGAAAAGAAGACCAGAAGAAGAAGAUCAAAACAGACAGCGGUCAGGUUAUCAGUAACAAGAAGAACAGGAAGAACUUUUAUGAGGAGUGGAAGAAAAAAUACAAGAUUGAUGAUACAGGAUCUGGAUCAGAUGGAGAAACAGGCGGAGGAGGCAGGAAGCCAGCAAGAGGUAGGAAGGCAUCAAAAUGA